Caenorhabditis bovis is the source of this 1881-nucleotide messenger RNA. The record is from the annotation of a GenBank genome assembly. Lineage: Eukaryota; Metazoa; Nematoda; Chromadorea; Rhabditida; Rhabditidae.
AUGGAUCAAAGUCGCGGGAAAGGAUCACCAAGGGCUCGCGAUUUGUGGAAUACUCCGCGGAAGAAUCAACGCGGAGAUGUUGCUGAAAAUCGACCACCAUCGGUUCCAUUGUCGUCUAAUAACAUUAUGGUUCCAACUGUCUGGGACUGUAACCACAUUGGCCCCUAUUUUGCGAUGAUGAACUUAAGCGAAAUGAAAAGUGUAGAAUCUCCUAAUCAUUUUAUUGGGCAGCCUGCUCCUCCGCCAGUUGUAUAUUCACCACCAACACCAUUCACCGAUAUUGCCAAUUACAAUUAUUUUCAAAACUUUUCUCCAAUGUUGCAACAAUUACCAAGGCAGAGAAAAUCGUCUCUCCUUCCAUCGGAUAGCGAAUCAUCUCAACGCACUUGGUCCGAUGAAUCCUAUACCCACAAAUUCGGUGAUUUUCGACGGCCGUUCAGCUCAGCUGAUUAUCGGAGUUCUAAUCGCCGUGAUAAUCUUCGUUACAACUCACAAUCGACUAGAUAUAGCAGAAGUGACUCUAAUAAUAAUUAUACAAGCUCAUUGCUUCCUCACUGGGCCCUUGAUUCACACGGCGGUCUACGCUCGAAUCUUUCCCUUCCUAAAAUAGUUGAUAGUGGAGAACUCGUAAAAUUUGCAAUGGAUAAGACUGGUUGUCAGUUUCUCCAAGAUUUAAUGAGAAAACCAUUGACAAAUCCUAUAAAAGAUGCGAUUUUUCAACAAAUCUUGGGUCACGCAGAAGUGUUCCUGAAGCUGAGCUCAAAUAUUUUUGGCAACUUUUUUAUCCAACAAGUUAUUGAAUUAUCAUCGAAUACAAACGAUAGUGGAUACAAUGAAAGACAAGAGAAAAUCAAAAGAUAUAUUGGUUCACGCAUGGCGGAGCUCUGUCUGGACAAGUCGGCAUGUCGUGUGGUUCAGUUCGCGCUAGAUAGUUUGGACCUGCCACUGUCAAUUUGCUUAGUUCAACGUUUGCCACGCGAUUCGCGUCUCAUCUCGAUUUGUCUCGACCAAAAUGCAAAUCACGUCAUUCAAAAGAUCGUCUCGGUUAUUCCACUACAAAAAUGGGAGUUCAUUGUUGACUUCAUCAUUCAGCCGCAGCAUCUUCGUCAAAUAUGUGCUGACAAAUAUGGUUGUCGAGUUGUUCAAACGAUAAUCGAGAAGUUGAAUGUUGAUUCGAGCAAUAAAGAUCUUACGAUAGCAGCCCAGAAUCUUAGAGAAAUGGCUCUUCAAAGAUUGAUGACUGCUAUAAUAUCAAGAUGCUCCGAAUUGGCUUCAAAUGAAUAUGCCAAUUAUAUUAUUCAACACAUAAUUGCUUCUGAUGAUAUGGCGAUGUAUCGUGAAACAAUUAUUGAGAAGUGUUUAAUGAGAAACUUAUUGUCGAUGUCACAAGAAAAAUACGCUUCACAUGUUGUUGAAAAGGCAUUUUUGCAUGCACCUUUAGGACUUCUCGCUGAAAUGAUGGAUGAAAUAUUCGACGGAUAUGUCCCACAUCCAGACACUGGCAAAGAUGCAUUGGAUAUUAUGAUGUACCACCAAUUUGGAAACUACGUCGUGCAGUGUAUGCUUGAUAUUUGUCGUCUCGCCGUUGAUGGAAAAAAGAACACCAUAGAAGGCGGAUUCGAUUACAUGAGUCUUUUCUAUGAAUGGCGCGAGAAGUUGCGGACCAGAGUAAUGCGUGAGAAGAGCCGUCUUUCUAGAUUCUCGUCUGGAAAAAAGAUGAUCGACUCAUUUACCCAUAUAAUGGAUGCUUCUUAUGCUCAAGCCGAUUACGACGUUUUCACAACGACUUCUGAAGACGAAUCGAAGAGCGACAAUGAGAGUGUGUUUCUUGAGAGAAGACAAUAUAUUCCGAAAAAUAUCUACAGUAAUCAAUUUGGGUGA